AUGACAAGCUUACCAGAUACGACGAUCUCGGUGGGUAAGCUCCAGCAAUGGGAUCUGCCGGACGGUCUCGCGGAGAAGGUGCUGGUGGGUGCUGGCUGGAGUACGCCAAAGAACUUUGGUAAGAUCAUAACAUACACCUUCUUGGACGCGGCGAAGCAGAAGCCGAUCGGCGUGGAAUACGGAGUGGAUCAAUACGGAGGGUACAAUGCGAUGCGGUUCUUGGAUUUGUCUGGAUGGUAG
Messenger RNA from Klebsormidium nitens, 240 nucleotides. The record is from the annotation of a GenBank genome assembly. NCBI's taxonomy places the organism in Eukaryota, Viridiplantae, Streptophyta, Klebsormidiophyceae, Klebsormidiales, Klebsormidiaceae.